UAUGAAAAUAUUUUAAAGUUUCUCCUGAGUUAUUCAUAUUUUCUCAGGCUCAUAGUCAUAGAAAACUAGAAAGUGAUUCUGAACUGUUGAUUUCCUUCCUUUAAUCUGUCCCCCCCAAAAACAUUACUUUUCAUAUUUUCUUCCUCACAUUUAUCAGUACUUGAAAGUGUCAUCAUUUUUUAAAUUACAUAAAUAGUCACAUAAGCUCCUUGAGGGCAGGUAUUUCUCAUUCGCUGUAGUAUCCUCAGUGCCUAGAAUAGUGCUGAGUACAUAGAUACUCAGUAAACACUUGCUGGCUGGCUGUUACUGCUUUUCCAUCUUUCCAGUCCCCCUUAAGUGUUUUUUAUUUGGGAAGUAGGGAAAAUACCAUCCAACUUCUAGUGAGAGCUUAAAAUGAGUAGGUUCUUAAAAUCCAGUGCCUUAUUUUGAUUGGCUGAGAAAUGUGAUUGGCAAGGUAGAAGGGCAUCUGGACCUUUUAGCAUAAGAGCUCUGCAUUUAAUAAUUUGACUUCUCCUUUUCCUGAAGCCUUGAGGGAAAUUUUUCCUUUCCCUAUUCUAGUCAGCCAAGAACCUGACCUGGGCUGACUCUAACAUUGGAGAACACUGAACACAGUAUCUGCUGAGCCAAGGACUGAGAGUCAAGCUCUGAUACUAUCUGAAGGAAAAGCCUGAAUUCAAAUCCUGCUUUGCCUACUGACUCAUCUUGCAAACCUAGAUGAAUUUCUUAACCUCUUCCAGGUUUAAAUGUUCUUAUUUGUCUGGUGAGUAAUCUUACCUGUCUGGGCUUGUGAGGAUACCUGGCUUAAUGUUCUCAAAGCUUUUUACAGUACUGUUGCUGUGGCUCCAGGAGUUUCCAGGAACUACUGGGGGCAGUGUGGUACUCCAGGGAGGAGAGCUGGACUCUUUUUCCCAAAGACUACGCAGAAAACAGAAAGAUGUGAUCCUUCGUGAUUUGAAAUCGGCUCUACUUCAGCCUCCUAAUGUUGUUGGUGGAUGAAAGAUUUCCAUGAAGGCAACUUACAAGGACCUGAAUGGCCUCAUUUUAGCUGCUUCAGCGUGUAGAGCUAUUGCUCACUCCUUCUCUUCCCGGGCCUGGUGUGACAGUGGCUACUGAGGACCAUGAAGGUUGUUCCAGAGAAGAAUGCUGUCCGGAUACUCUGGGGGCGAGAACGGGGCACUCGGACCUUUGGAGCUCAGCGACUUCUGCAGGAGCUGGUGGAAGAUAAAACCCGGUGGAUGAAAUGGGAGGGCAAGAGAGUAGAACUGCCGGAUAGUCCACGCUCUACCUUUUUAUUGGCCUUCAGCCCAGACAGGACUCUCUUGGCCUCCACCCAUGUAAACCAUAAUAUCUAUAUCACGGAGGUGAAGACAGGCAAGUGUGUUCACUCUCUGAUUGGACACCGCCGCACUCCAUGGUGUGUCACUUUUCAUCCCACCAUCUCAGGCCUUAUUGCUUCUGGCUGCCUAGAUGGGGAGGUUAGGAUUUGGGAUUUACACGGUGGCAGUGAAAGCUGGUUCACAGAUAGCAACAAUGCCAUUGCCUCCCUGGCUUUCCACCCUACGGCUCAGCUCCUGCUGAUUGCUACUGCCAAUGAGAUCCACUUCUGGGAUUGGAGUCGACGGGAGCCCUUUGCCGUGGUGAAGACAGCUAGUGAGAUGGAACGGGUCCGUCUGGUGAGAUUUGAUCCUCUUGGACACUACUUACUCACAGCAAUUGUUAACCCCUCUAAUCAGCAGGGUGAUGACGAACCAGAGAUCCCCAUAGACGGAACAGAAUUAUCGCAUUACCGUCAGCGUGCCCUCCUGCAGUCACAGCCAGUGCGCCGGACGCCUCUCCUCCACAAUUUCCUGCACAUGCUGUCCUCCCGCUCCUCUGGCAUCCAGGUGGGAGAGCAAAGCACAGUGCAAGAUUCUGCCACCCCCUCACCCCCACCGCCUCCCCCUCAGCCCUCCACGGAGCGUCCCAGGACUUCCGCUUACAUCCGGCUCCGACAGCGGGUCAGUUACCCCACAGCCGAGUGCUGCCAGCACCUUGGGAUCCUGUGCCUUUGCAGCCGCUGCUCUGGCACUCGAGUUCCUUCCCUCUUGCCACACCAGGACAGUGUACCCCCUGCUCCUGCCAGGGCUACUACCCCUUCCUUUUCUUUUGUACAGACCGAGCCCUUCCAUCCCCCGGAGCAGGCCUCAUCAGCGCAGCAGGACCAGGGCCUCCUGAACCGGCCGUCUGCCUUCAGUACAGUCCAGAGCAGCACUGCCGGCAACACGCUCCGCAACCUCAGUCUGGGUCCCACCCGCCGCUCUUUGGGAGGUCCUCUGUCUAGCCACCCUUCUAGGUAUCACCGAGAAAUCGCUCCCGGGCUGACAGGAUCUGAGUGGACCCGGACAGUGCUCAGUCUGAACUCCCGCUCUGAGGCGGAAUCCAUGCCCCCGCCCAGGACCAGUGCCUCUUCGGUGAGUUUGCUGUCUGUGCUGAGACAGCAGGAAGGUGGCUCUCAAGCAUCUGUGUACACUUCAGCCACAGAAGGGAGGGGUUUUCCAGCUUCAGGGUUGGCAGCUGAGUCAGAUGGAGGGAAUGGCUCCAGCCAAAACAACUCGGGCAGCAUUCGCCAUGAGCUUCAAUGUGACCUGAGACGCUUCUUUUUGGAGUAUGACCGGCUUCAGGAGCUGGACCAGAGCCUGAGUGGGGAAGCGCCCCAGGCCCAACAGGCCCAGGAAAUGCUCAACAAUAACAUUGAAUCUGAGAGGCCAGGCCCCUCCCACCAGCCCACCCCGCACAGCAGCGAGAACAACUCCAACCUGUCCCGUGGCCACCUGAACCGCUGCCGCGCUUGCCACAAUCUCCUGACCUUCAACAACGAUACCCUGCGCUGGGAAAGAAGUGCACCUAACUACUCCUCUGGUGAAGCCAGCUCCACCUGGCAGGUCCCCAGUACCUUUGAGGGCAUGCCCUCGAGUGGCAGCCAGUUGCCACCUCUCGAGCGGACUGAGGGCCAAACGCCGAGCUCCAGCAGGCUGGAGUUGAGCAGCUCUGCUAGCCCACAGGAGGAGAGGACUGUGGGGGUGGCCUUCAACCAGGAGACAGGCCACUGGGAACGAAUUUACACCCAGUCCAGCAGAUCUGGAACUGUGUCGCAGGAGGCCUUACAUCAGGAUAUGGCUGAGGAAAGCUCCGAGGAAGAUUCACUCAGGAGGAGGCUGCUGGAGUCUUCCCUCAUUUCAUUAUCCCGUUAUGAUGGAGCAGGAUCCAGAGAGCACCCAAUUUACCCAGACCCAGCGAGAUUAUCUCCUGCUGCAUACUAUGCCCAGAGGAUGAUCCAGUAUCUCUCACGGAGAGACAGUAUCCGCCAGCGUUCUAUGCGCUACCAACAGAACCGCCUCCGUUCUUCCACCUCCUCCUCUUCCUCAGACAACCAGGGUCCAUCAGUAGAGGGAACCGACUUGGAAUUUGAGGACUUUGAGGACAAUGGUGACAGAUCCAGGCACCGAGCUCCACGAAAUGCCCGGAUGUCUGCACCUUCACUUGGACGCUUUGUCCCAAGGCGUUUCUUGCUGCCUGAGUACUUGCCUUAUGCUGGGAUUUUUCAUGAACGUGGACAGCCUGGCUUGGCUACUCACUCUUCUGUUAACAGGGUCCUGGCAGGGGCAGUGAUUGGUGAUGGACAGUCUGCCGUGGCCAGUAACAUUGCCAAUACUACCUACCGGCUCCAGUGGUGGGACUUCACUAAGUUUGACCUCCCAGAAAUCAGUAAUGCCUCCAUGAAUGUGCUGGUGCAGAACUGCAAGAUCUACAAUGAUGCCAGCUGUGACAUUUCUGCAGAUGGCCAGCUUCUGGCGGCUUUCAUCCCUAGCAGCCAAAGGGGCUUUCCUGAUGAAGGCAUCCUGGCAGUGUACUCUCUGGCCCCCCAUAACCUGGGCGAAAUGCUCUACACCAAGCGAUUUGGUCCCAAUGCCAUUUCAGUGAGCCUGUCCCCGAUGGGUCGAUAUGUAAUGGUGGGCUUGGCCUCACGAAGGAUCCUGCUGCACCCCUCCACGGAGCACAUGGUGGCCCAGGUCUUCAGGCUGCAACAGGCCCAUGGUGGCGAGACCUCCAUGAGGAGAGUUUUCAACGUCCUUUAUCCCAUGCCUGCUGACCAGCGGAGACAUGUCAGCAUCAAUUCUGCCCGGUGGCUGCCCGAGCCAGGGCUCGGCCUGGCCUAUGGUACCAACAAAGGAGACCUGGUGAUCUGCCGACCAGAGGCCUUAAACUCUGGUGUUGAGUACUACUGGGACCAGCUGAAUGAGACUGUCUUCACUGUUCACUCCAGCAGCCGAAGCAGUGAGAGGCCUGGCACCAGCAGAGCCACGUGGAGGACAGACAGAGACAUGGGCCUCAUGAAUGCAAUUGGGCUGCAGCCCCGGAACCCCACCACCUCAGUGACAUCUCAGGGCACCCAGACCCUGGCCCUUCAGCUGCAGAAUGCCGAAACACAGACAGAGAGGGAGAUCCAGGAGCCGGGGACAGCAGCUUCAGGUCCUGGUGAAGGCGAGGGCUCGGAGUACGGUGCCAGCGGGGAAGACGCUCUCAGCAGGAUCCAGCGGCUGAUGGCGGAAGGGGGCAUGACAGCCGUGGUGCAGCGGGAGCAGAGCACCACCAUGGCCUCCAUGGGUGGUUUUGGCAACAACAUCAUCGUCAGCCACCGUAUUCACCGCAGCUCCCAGACGGGCACCGAGCCUGGGGUCGCGCGCGCCCCCUCGCCCCAGCCCUCCACCUCUCGGGGACUGCUCCCAGAAGCUGGGCAGCUGGCAGAGCGAGGCCUGAGCCCCCGGACAGCCUCCUGGGACCGGCCUGGUACCCCUGCGUGGGACCCACCCCAGGCAGCCCUGCCCGCCUCCUCCCCCAUCCCCCUUCCCAGCACUGAGGGACCAGCCCUGCACUGCGACCCCACCAAUAACAACCACCUUCCCGAUGGUGGGGGCAGCAGCCUGGGGGAGGCUGCGGGCCCCAGUGGGGAGCCACGGAACAGGUAGAGACGUGUGUGCACUGGUUCCUCCCCUCGAACCGCUGAGCAGAAACCGGACCUCACAGCUGACUGGGAACUGUAUGCGCAGAAGAGCCGCGGGCUGCGGAAACAGGAAACAGGAGCAAGAGGGUGGGGGGUUGAGAGGGAGUCCGAGUCAGCCAGCGUGAGGCAGUCAAAGGGGCAAGGCUUGCCUCCGGGGACUAGAACCUUCUAAGAUCUGGAGCCCAGGGGAGCCACAGACUGCUGCGCUCAGUGUGAAUGGAGGUGGAAAUGGGUAUCCCUGCCAUGAACCCCCCUUUCUCCUGGAAACAAGGCUCAAGGGACUCAGCCCUGGGCAGAGAGCCCUCAGAAGGGUGAAUAGUCUUCCAGAUCUGGGCCAAACCAUCCUGGACGGUGGCCAGUGGGCCAGCUUCUCCCUGUUCACCUGUUGUGCAGGCAGAGCCACUAGGAGCCCUAGUGCAGGAGGAGCAGCCUGGCUCCCAGAAAUCAGCUCCAUUUCUGAGCCUUCCAGAGCUUCAGCCUCUCUUGAUCAUCUUACCCCACAGAGACCACAGUCAGGGGUCAGGCCAGGCCUCCAGAUUCCUGAGGACAGGGACUUCCUGCACUUACUGUUGGGGAACAACCAUGGAGUGAAUGGGGCAGCCUGCUUGCCUGAGACAGGAUGGGGUCAAGGGAUGGUGGGCAGGUCCUCGCUCAGGAGUGGGGGGUGUAGGCUGGCCAGCCCCCAGCGCUUGUCCACCAAGCUUCUCCUUCCCCACCACCCCCCAAGGCCCUCAGAGCAGCACCUGUGGGUGUCAGUAUUAGCUGAGCCUAGGCCAAAGCCAGCCCAAGGCUGGGGGAGGGGAUGAGACUCCAGGUCAGAAUGUGAGGUCUUGGUCUGUGAUUUAAGGUGUUGCAUGUGGAAUCUUGAACUGUACAUGUAGUUUCUAGUGGAGAAAUCGAGGCUCUGAUUAUUUUGUUUUUAGUAUGAAAAUGUGAUUUCUUUUCUGUUUGUAACUCAUCAUAGAAACAUUGUGGUGGGAGGAGAGGGGAUAGUCUGACUGCUAAUGAGGGAAACACCAAAGAUCUACAUCAUUAAAAUGAUGACAUGCCCCUCA
Molecule: messenger RNA, 6096 nt
Organism: Delphinapterus leucas (beluga whale)
Lineage: Eukaryota; Metazoa; Chordata; Mammalia; Artiodactyla; Monodontidae
Source: RefSeq, a predicted model, not a curated record